Molecule: messenger RNA, 981 nt
Organism: Exophiala xenobiotica
Lineage: Eukaryota; Fungi; Ascomycota; Eurotiomycetes; Chaetothyriales; Herpotrichiellaceae
Exons: 3
Coding region: 1-981 (326 amino acids)
Cellular component (GO): cytosol
Molecular function (GO): aldose reductase (NADPH) activity
Source: RefSeq, a predicted model, not a curated record
AUGACUCAAGGAAACAUGUUAUCGCCAACGGUCAAACUCAACAGUGGCCACGACAUGCCCCUCGUCGGCUUCGGUUGCUGGAAGGUCAACAACGACACCUGCGCCGACCAGAUCUACAAUGCCAUCAAAGCUGGCUAUCGCUUGUUUGACGGUGCAUGCGACUACGGCAAUGAGCGCGAAUGCGGCGACGGGAUCGCUCGCGCAAUCAAAGACGGCAUCGUCACCCGCUCUGACCUGUUCAUCGUGUCCAAACUCUGGUGCACAUACCACGAGAAGGAGCGCGUCGCGCAAGCAUGCAAGAAGUCCCUGCAGGAUUGGAGAUUGGACUAUUUUGAUCUGUAUCUCGUCCAUUUCCCCGUGGCGCUGAAAUAUGUGGACUUCGCCGUCAAGUACCCGCCGGAACUGGAGGACGAGUUUGGGGCGGUGUUGCCAUUUGGGAGUGCGACGAACCAGGAGACGUGGACGGCUAUGGAGGCGCUAGUGGACGUUGGUUUGGCGAGGUCUAUCGGCGUGAGUAACUAUAACAGCCAAUCGAUCAUGGAUCUGCUCCGGUACGCCAGGAUCCAGCCGGCGACAUUGCAGAUCGAGCAUCAUCCGUACCUUGCGCAGGAGCGGUUGGUCAAGUAUGCCACAGAACAGGGCAUUCAGAUCACGGCGUACAGCAGCUUUGGGCCGGCGAGUUUCAUGGAAUUACAGUUCAAAAUGGCGCAGAAGUGUGGGCCGUUGCUUGAGGACGGAGGCGUCAAGACGAUCGCGCAACGGCACGGAAAGACAAGUGCUCAGGUCUUGCUGCGGUGGGCGACGCAGCGAGGCGUGGCGGUGAUCCCGAAGAGUAAUCAUCUGACGCGAUUGAAGGAGAAUUUGGAUUGUUGUACGUUCGACCUCGAGGAGGGUGAUAUGGAGUAUCUGAAUGGGUUGGAUAGAGGGUUGAGAUUUAAUGAUUUUGUGCAUUAUGGGUAUAAUGUUCCAGUCUUCGCAUAA